Pyrus x bretschneideri (Chinese white pear) is the source of this 1264-nucleotide messenger RNA. RefSeq lists its product as uncharacterized. The transcript is spliced from 3 exons. Lineage: Eukaryota; Viridiplantae; Streptophyta; Magnoliopsida; Rosales; Rosaceae. The record is from RefSeq and is a predicted model, not a curated record. The coding region runs from base 4 to 756 and encodes 250 amino acids.
AAGAUGCCAAAUUUUUCAGAAAUGUCAAGUAUGGUAGAACUGCAUCUGAAUCACUCCCCCAAACUCACUGAGAUUCUAGGCUUGCGUAAGUCGUUUAACACUGUGAGAAGGAUUCGUAUGGAAGGGUGCACCAAUCUCACUGCUGCUUUUAAAAAAACAAUCCUACAGGAAUGGAGCGCGAGGGGAAAUGGUGAUCUUUUUCUCCCCGGAACUGAUUUUCCACCAGGGUUUACAUCCGUUGACCCUAAGGGUGAAAUAGUAGUGCCGCAAUGUUUUGGCUAUGAUGCAAAAGCAUUGACUCUGUGCAUUAUUUAUUCUUCAGACGACUCCCAAUCCGGUGAUUCUCUUUGCAUCCGUGUUGCAAAUCGUACCAAGCACACUGAGUUUUUCAUCUCUCCAAUGUAUGCCACCGUAAUAAAUCGCCAUGAAAGUUAUAUUUGGGUGGGACAUAUAUCAAACAAUGAGCUCAAAGUGAACGGUGGGGACAAGAUAAAUGUUGGUGCACACUUUUUAGAACACGGGAGUACCGAUGAUAUUCAUCUGAGGGUGCAGAAAAUAGGGGUUUACCUGGAGCAGGAAAAACUAGUCAAUGAAUUAGCCAAUUUUAUCACGCGUUCAAGUGAGUAUGACGAGGAUGUCAAGGAUGUCAGUCUUAUGCAAGACCAGGUUGGACUCUCAUCUGAGGAGAAUCGAUCUCGUAAAAGACUGAGGUCUAUCCCUGGGUUGAAAGAAUGCAAGAAAUUGAUGCCCUCGUAAACAGCUGCAUGGACAAGGAGAAACAAAAAGCAAUUGAAAAGCUAUAAAGCUGAAAUCAAGCAAAAGAUUGUAUAGAAGAGUGUCUGUUGGCGGUGCAAUAUGGACACCGCAUUUUCUCGUCAAUGUCCGAUCUGUAAAGCUUAGACCUCACCAACGCUAUUGAAAGUCAGAAAUUUGAUGGAUUCGUUGCAUGCGGCCUCACCCUCGCCUUCUCUCUCAUGUACACAAAGCUCAAAUUCCAUUAGGACAGAGAGCCAAAAGUAGCAUAGAAUCUAAAAUGGAUAUCUUUCUCUUACCACUUUUGACGUUGGGUCUCUUUCUGUUAAACAAGAGUCCUUGUCCCAAUCCAAUCCGCCACGUUUGCAAACAAACCAAAUCAUAUUUAUAUAUGUCAUCUUGUCUGUAAGAUAUAGAUGGGAAUACUUUGUAUCUCAGUAGGACUCUUUGUAAUCCAAUGUAUCAUACGUUUUCAAAUGAAUGAAUUUGUGCUACAGCUUCUACAAUUCAA